This is a messenger RNA of Danaus plexippus (monarch butterfly), 5146 nucleotides long. RefSeq names its product homeodomain-interacting protein kinase 2 (gene Hipk). The transcript has 21 exons. The record is from RefSeq and is a predicted model, not a curated record. Bases 479 to 2974 code for a protein of 831 amino acids. Gene Ontology annotation, cellular component: cytoplasm; nucleus. Lineage: Eukaryota; Metazoa; Arthropoda; Insecta; Lepidoptera; Nymphalidae. Gene Ontology annotation, biological process: peptidyl-serine phosphorylation; peptidyl-threonine phosphorylation. Gene Ontology annotation, molecular function: ATP binding; protein serine/threonine kinase activity; protein tyrosine kinase activity.
UGUGGCAGAUAGCGGGUCAGGAGUGGCGGCGGGAGUGGCGGCUGUGGCGACUGUGGCGGCGGGUGUGGCUGUGGCGGGUCGGCAGCGGACGGGCGGCACGACGACGGCGCACAGCAAGCAACUGGCGGCGGCCGGGGCCAACCCGGCCCAGCCGCAAGGUAGCAAACGCUCCGGCUGUGGCGGAGAUGGGGACUACCAGCUGGUGCAGCAUGAGGUGCUCUACUCCUCGUCCAAUAGGUACGAGGUGUUGGAGUUCCUCGGCCGCGGAACCUUCGGCCAGGUGGUGAAGUGUUGGAAGAAGGGCACCAACGAAAUAGUCGCCAUCAAGAUACUCAAGAACCAUCCCAGCUAUGCCAGGCAGGGGCAGAUUGAGGUGUCGAUCCUGUCGCGCCUGUCCCAGGAGUCUGCGGACGAGUUCAACUUCGUCCGAGCGUACGAAUGUUUCCAGCACCGCUCUCACACCUGCCUCGUGUUCGAGAUGCUGGAACAGAACCUGUACGACUUCUUGAAACAGAACAAGUUCUCGCCGCUGCCCCUCAAGUACAUCAGGCCCAUACUGCAGCAGGUCCUCACCGCGCUCUUGAAACUUAAACAACUCGGUUUGAUCCACGCUGAUCUGAAGCCUGAGAACAUAAUGCUGGUGGAGCCGGCGCGCCAGCCCUACAGGGUCAAGGUCAUAGACUUCGGCAGCGCCUCGCACGUCAGCAAGGCCGUCUGCAACACAUACCUCCAGAGCAGAUACUACAGGGCCCCCGAGAUAAUCCUGGGUCUAGCGUUCUGUGAGGCGAUCGACAUGUGGUCCCUGGGCUGUGUGGUCGCCGAGCUGUUCCUGGGCUGGCCGCUGUACCCGGGCUCGUCGGAGUACGAUCAGAUCAGAUACAUAUCACAGACCCAGGGUCUACCCACCGAACAUAUGCUUAACAGCGCAUCAAAGACAGCCAAGUUUUUCUAUCGCGACGUGGACAGUACUUAUCCGUUUUGGAGGCUGAAGACUCCCGAGGAACACGAGCUGGAGACCGGCAUCAAGAGCAAGGAGGCCAGGAAGUACAUCUUCAACUGUCUCGACGACAUAGGACAGGUAAACGUUCCGACGGAUCUCGAAGGCGGACAACUGCUGGCCGAGAAAGCGGACAGAAGGGAAUUCAUAGACUUACUGAAGAGGAUGCUUACUAUGGACCAAGAGCGCCGCAUCACCCCCGGGGAGGCCCUGAACCACGCCUUCGUCACUCUCGCACACCUCGUGGACUACGCGCACUGCAAUAAUGUUAAGGCGUCGGUACAGAUGAUGGAGGUCUGCCGUCGCUCAGGUAGUGGCGUGGGCGGUGUAGGCGGCGUGGGCGGUGUAGGUGGCGAGUACGUGGGCGGCGUGGUGGCGCCCGCCGCGCCCACCGCUCACCAUCUCGCUCUCACCAUCAACCAGCAGCGACUCAGAGCUGCUCCAUACGAUAACCUGUACCAGUUGUACGGCGGCGGGCGGGUGGCGGUGGGCGGCGGCAGACAGUUCACGCGGGCCCCGGACCCCUUCCCUCAUCAGUUCGUGUCGUCCAUCCUGUGUCAGCCGGCCUACCAGGUUCAACAACUGGCUGCAGCGGCGGCCGCAGCGGCAGCGGCCCACCACCAGCAUGGUGUAGGCGGCGUGGGCGGAGUGGGCGUCGGCGUCGGCGUAGGCGACGUGGGCGAGUGGCGCGCACCGCUCAUUGUGGAGCCAGCGCCACUUCCUGAACCGGAAGUGUGGGACUUCCAUCACCAUCACCCGCACCAUCAUCACCCUCACAAGAGAUCGACGAAGCAACAAACGAGCGGCGUGCCUCACUACCAGCCGCCGCACCAAACGCAUCAAUACAGUAUGGCGAGCGCCGGCGGCAAGAAAGAGGCGACGCAGCUCUCCCCCGUCAAGAAGAGGGUGAAGGAAGGCACGCCGCCCUCCAGGCACAGGCAGGAAAACACCGGUCGGUGUAACCAGCCCGUGGCAGGGUGGGAGGCGGGCGGCGCUCACACCAUCACCAUCAGAGACACGCCGUCACCCGCCGUGUCCGUCAUCACCAUCUCGGACAGUGACGACGAUGAUGGCCGACCAGACAGGGGAGGAGGUGUUAACCCGCCGGCAAUGGUGGCGCCUCCACCGGCGAGUGUGAUCUGUAACGCGAGGACUCCGCGAGACGACCGACACGUGAAGCAUGAGCCGCAUCACACGCACCAACCCUGCCACCAUCACACGCAGCCGCAGCAACCUCAACAACAGACACAGCAACAACAGCAACAACCUCAGCAGCAACAGCAACAGCAACAACAGCAACAGCCCCGCCAGCCGGCCGGGCCUCAGGUGACGCCACAGAGCCAGAAGAAACGUCUGCUAGCUCUGGCGCAGCAGGAACAGGCGAAGCUGGAACAUCACGAUCUGCAACACUACCACCAACAGAGCGGGUCGAGCGUCCGGCCGAGCGACUACCAGUGUAACCAAUAUGUGCCGACACAACACAACAAGAGGGAUAGCAGCGGUGGUUGUCGCGAGUACCUGCCCGUGAGCGCGGCCGUGAGCGGCGUCAGCGGGGUGACGGCAGUGAGCGGCGUGGGCGUGGGCGGCGUGGGCAUGAGCGUGAACGUGGGCCCGCCCGCCGCACACAAACACGCACACGCCUGGCACCACCAUCCACAUCCACACUAUAAGAGCAGUGUGGGCAGUGGCGUUGGCGUGGGCGUCGGCGUGGGCGCAGGCGUGGGAGUGGGUGGCGGCGUCCUCUCCCCGGGCGGCGUGUCCCCCGGGUACCUGGCACCCCCGCUAUACGUACCCACCUACCACUAUCACACUGGCGGUGUGAGCGGCGUGGGCGGUGUGGGAGGCGUGGGCGCCGUGGGCGGUCCUCCUCCCGCCCAUCACGGCAGCGGCGCGCGGCUCCCGGGCUACCUGCAGCCGUACUCCCCCACAUACCUCGUGCCGCAACAUCCGCAGCAGCACCUCUGGUACACGGACUGAAGGCGGCCGACACACGGGACGGAGACCAUGACGUAGUUUAGGAUCGUGUCGCACUAUAUAAGGCAACGCACACACUCGCCGACCAUGGCAUCGCUCCAUGUACACGGAGAGUGUCCUAUAGAUUAGUGACGAUUGUUUUAUUUCGAUUUGUGGAUUUGUAUAGAUUUUAAGAUGAUUUUGCUGUUGAGAAGCGAGUAGUUUGCAUUUACUAAUAUUUUAUGUAGACUUAGAGUUAGCGCGGCCUCGCUCCGCGCGGACGAGGCCGCCGCGCCGGCGUCUGUAACGUCGGAGGGUUUUUAGUUACGAGGGGAUUUUGUCAAUUAAUUGGUUUGGAUUACAGCACUAGGUAUCGAACUCUGCUUCGUGAACAGAUUUGAUUUGUAUGUUACGUUCCAUAUCAUGUAGCGUAGAUGAACAUUAACGAAUAUGCUGUGUUUAUAUUGAAUAUUAUUUAAUCGUAUUUACUGGUAGCGUAGAGACGGCGCGGGAGGAGCCGCGUGCGGAAGUAAAGGAAAUAAAAAAAUAUAUGUUCAUUAAGAGUCUUAUAAGAUAUUUAGUACAGACUAUAAAGAACACUAGUAGGUUAUAGGGACGAUGUAACUCAUAUUCACCUUAGGUAAUUGAAUUGUUAUUUUUAACGAAUGUUUUAAUGCAAUUAUUGUGCGAUUUAAUUUAGUUUAGUGUUAGUCGGUUUCCUUCGCUACGAUGCAUCGUGUUAACUGUAUUACUGUCAGUAAUUAGUUCUGUACAUAUAAGUUUAGUAAGUGUACAAGUGAUUUGUUUGAACUCGGAUCCGUCGGAGGUUUUUUCGAUUUGAUUUUGUUUAUCGUUUUAAGUAUUUCUUUAACUCGUACGAUUGUAAGCCUUUCGUUUUUAUCGAGGACUAAUGAUUAUCUUACCUGUCACGGUAAAUAUCAACCAAACGCGAUAUUUUUUUGUUUUUAUGACGACAACUAUUAUGUUUUAUUUAUAGUACAGUAGCUUCGCUGCCUGACAAUAAUAGUUUAGUUCAUUGCUUAGUGGAAUGUUAUCUUACGUUAUACUGUCGCCGAGCAUCGCCUAGAACAAGCUCUUGAAUACGGACAAUUUUAAUAUUUGAUUAUUUAAAUGAAUAAACGCACUCGGAGGCCCGCUCCGGGCGAUGCUCGGCCUCUGCUAUCAUGAGAUACAUCUGUAUAUGGAGGAGGGACGAGUUCCGUCAGCAAACAUUACUUACAACGAUGACUGGUCCAGUUAUUAUUACAGCGUCAUUAAUAUUCGAGAUGUGUCUCGUGAUAGUUUCGUCCUCUGUGACGUCGCUUCACUUACCUUUUAUUUUACUUUAAUUGUAUUUUUAUUUCUCAAGUAACUGUUCUGACUCUGUCUUGAUGCUGAUUCGAUCCUCCCUGAGUUAUUUUUAUUGAUUAAUUAUUUCUUUAUAUUUAAGAUGUUUAUUUUCGGAAUUUUUUGGGGUUUUAGUUUAAGUGUAUUAACAAUGGUAUGUUAACGUAUAAUGUAUUAUGUGUAGCGUUAGUUCUCCCGCUUGCGAUGUUUCGUUUUAUUAUGCCCUUAUUAUUAUUGUAUAUUGUAAGUAUUCUUAUUAUUAUUUGUCGGUUCACAUGUCACGAUGUUCAAUAUAACGAUCGGUCAUAAUAUAAAAGUCUGUCCAUAGAUUCUGUGAUCUGUUCAAUCGUUCUGAAAUUGAUGUAAAUUUGGGUCGUUGCAAUAAAUUUGUUUUUGAUCGUGUCUUUAUAAAUUGUAAACCAGCCGCAGUACACCCGCUGUGUGUAUAUAUGUCUAUGAGAGUGAGCCCCUUCGCAAUGACAAUAAUUAUGUUAUAACCGAUUCAAUGUACAAAUACAACAUUUUUAGUGUAAUGACGAUGAUUAUUUUACGUCUCCUACUGUACUGUGAGCCGGUCGCACGCCCCGUACGCACACGUGUGUCCUAGCUGUAUCCUAGUGUGGCGGAGUGUUCCUCCCGGGCGGCGAGCCGUCCUCGGUCAGGUCAUCAUGAUGGGUAUGUUCUGUUAUAACUUAGUGUAGGCGCUCGCUGUGAGCGGAACCAUUAACAAUAUUCAAAUUUGGUGAUCAGGGGAUAGCACUCGUGUUGCUUAAGUUUUAUUUUUUUCUUCAUUGAUAAUCACAUAGUUAUUAUGAGAGAGUUGUAAAUAAACAUCCUGAUACCCCUUUU